UUCUGGCGGCUAUGUCCAUCUCCAACAUCGUCAAAAGCAGUCUCGGUCCAGUUGGACUUGACAAGAUGCUGGUUGAUGAUAUUGGGGAUGUUACAAUCACAAAUGACGGAGCCACCAUCCUGAAGUUGUUGGAGGUAGAGCACCCUGCAGCAAAGGUCCUGGUGGAGUUGGCCGAUCUACAAGAUCAAGAAGUCGGCGACGGCACCACCAGCGUGGUGAUCAUUGCUGCAGAGCUUCUGAAGAAUGCUGAUGAACUGGUCAAGUGCAAGAUUCACCCGACUUCCAUCAUCAGUGGAUACAGGCUGGCAUGCAAGGAGGCUGUGAAGUAUAUUCAGGAGCACCUGACUAUCUCCGUGGACGACCUGGGCAGAGACUGUAUUGUCAACGCUGCAAAGACCAGCAUGUCCAGCAAGAUUAUUGGACCUGACUCCAACUUCUUUGCCAACAUGGUGGUGGAUGCUGCGAACGCUGUCAAGACGCCUGACGGCAAGGGAGGCUACCGCUAUCCCGUCAAAGCUGUGAACGUGCUGAAGGCUCACGGGCGCAGCUCCAGGGAGAGUGUCCUUGUUCAAGGCUACGCCCUCAACUGCACCGUCGCCUCACAAGCCAUGCCCAAGGCGAUCACAAAUGCAAAGAUUGCCUGUCUUGACUUCAGUCUGCAGAAAACCAAAAUGAAGUUGGGUGUCCAGAUCCUGAUAGAAGACCCUGUACAGCUUGACCUCAUGAGACAGAGAGAGUCUGACAUCACCAAAGAACGUAUCGAGAAGAUCGUCAACGCAGGAGCCAAUGUUAUCCUGACUACCGGAGGCAUUGAUGACCUGUGCCUAAAGUAUUUUGUGGAGGCCGGCGCUAUAGCUGUCCGACGCUGCAAAAAGGCUGAUCUGAAACGCAUUGCCAAGGCCACUGGCGCCACAUUCAUGAUGACCCUGGCCAACAUGGAGGGCGAGGAGUCGUUUGAGCCGUCGUACCUGGGCCAGGCAGAGGAAGUUGUCCAGGAGAGGAUCUGUGACGACGAGCUCAUCCUCAUCAAGGGCCCCAAGUCAAGGACUGCAGCUUCCAUCAUCCUGCGCGGUGCCAAUGACUUCAUGGUGGACGAGAUGGAGCGGUCAGUGCACGACGCCCUCUGUGUGGUCAAGCGGGUUCUGGAGUCCAAGUCUGUCGUAGCUGGCGGUGGGGCCGUGGAGGCGGCUCUGUCCAUUUACCUGGAGAACUUUGCCACAUCCCUGGCGAGCCGUGAACAACUGGCCAUUGCCGAGUUUGCCCAGUCCCUGCUGGUCAUCCCCAAGCAGCUGUCAGUCAACGCGGCCCAGGACUCCACAGAUCUGGUGGCCAAGCUGAGGGCCUUCCACAACACCUCGCAGACGCGGGCCGAGCAUAAUGAUCUCAGAUGGGUGGGUCUUGAUCUGUACGAGGGCGUCGUGCGCGACAACAAAAAGUCUGGCGUGCUGGAGCCUGCCAUGUCCAAGGUCAAAUCUCUCAAGUUUGCCACGGAGGCAGCCAUCACCAUCCUGCGCAUCGACGACAUGAUCAAGCUGCAGGCGGAGAAGCCACCUGGUCAGUCGUACCAGGAUGCCUACAGAUCCGGGGCCCUGGAUGGUUGACCUAAGCGUGAUACCUAGACUCUGGGGUUGGGAAGGGUUUGGGAUGGGGGCGGCAUUAUUUGGAGGCACAAUGAUCAGAUGACAGAAGGCGCUCUGUGUGAGUGACGUUCACACAAAGGUCUGUGUGUAGAGAGCUUGCUUUUACAAGAUGUGUUCGUAUAGUGUCAAUAGCUUUUUAAUGUUCAUUUGCCAACUGUGUAUAAUUUCCUUUGAAAUGGUUAAAGUAAACAUGCCAUUCAAAACUGACACACAUAAAUUUGAUCCACCAAGGAGUUCCCCCCAAUAAUGAUGAAAUAUUCACUGCACGCUGCUAUUUAUUAAUUUCUGUUUGGCCCACUGUUUAUCUUGUAAUCUAAGAAUUUCUAAGUCUACUUAAAUUGAAGUUGGACUGUAACCUCAGGAUUAUAACAAGGUGUUCAACAAAACUGCUCAUUAAGAAAGUUAGUUGAUUGAUUUGUUAUCUCAUAAGGAAAUUGUUUUAGCCUCAGAUCUUAUCGUUUGUAUGCAAUGGCUGUUAGUUUUUUGUGUUGUUUUUUUUUAUAAUGUUAGAAGAAGAUAAGAAUUCUGUCUGUAAAUUAUCAUUUUCUGAUAUAAGGAAAGUGUGAUACAAAAUGUGUGAGUGCUGUUCGUUUGUUUGAUUGCUAAGGAGUUCGAGCCUCUGCUGUUUUUUGUGAGCUUUGCAUGAACAAGGUUCUGAACUGUCAUUUGAGUUCAUUUCACUCAUCCACAUUAGAUGUGCUUUUUUACUCUA
Messenger RNA from Aplysia californica (California sea hare), 2352 nucleotides. RefSeq names its product T-complex protein 1 subunit alpha. Gene Ontology annotation, cellular component: chaperonin-containing T-complex. NCBI's taxonomy places the organism in Eukaryota, Metazoa, Mollusca, Gastropoda, Aplysiida, Aplysiidae. Gene Ontology annotation, biological process: protein folding. Gene Ontology annotation, molecular function: ATP hydrolysis activity; ATP binding; ATP-dependent protein folding chaperone. The record is from RefSeq and is a predicted model, not a curated record.